AUGAAAAUGCCCGCUGCCGAGGACAAGAAGAGGUAUUCUUGGUACACGCUUGACUUACGAAUGGAUGACCCAACAUCCGUCGUCUUCCUCGACAUCGACGGCGUUCUGCGGCUGGAAAGCGUGCCAGUGAUCACCGUCGAGGGUGGCGUGCUGCCCUUGAACCUGCAGGGGGUAAGGGACGCGGGUAAGCCCCGCUCCCUGGUGGUUGCGGGUCAGCCCCGCACCACACGUGACCGCGGGAAGUCCCGCGUCACAGGUAGACCGCCAAGACGGCGGGUCGAGGUCGCGGCAAAGGAAAGCCGGCAGGACCGCGGGCAGGCCAGAAGGCUUGCAGCCGCUGAGGAGCGGCAGGAGCCACCAAGAAGCCACAGGGCAGCCGCUGAUCCCUCGGCUCAGGAGCGAGACCGGAUCCUCGGGACGACCGCGGCCAAGAGCCAACCAAGGAAGCCCAGGCAGACAGAGGCUGGGUACGAGAAGAUCAAGUGGAAGAAGGAGAGGCGACGAAGGAAGGAAAGGAGCCGCCUCGACCUUCGAUCGGCUUCGGGGCGCAAGAGGGACUUAGAGGAGUUCCUGACAGAGCAAUCCGCUCGCUUUGCGCAGCAGAGGCUGGUGACUCAGGAGGCCCAGCUGUUGCAGCUGCAAGCGUCAGGAUUGGCGGCCCGGGGAAGGCAGAGCACCUUCGAUACCGACAUGCCGGGCCCAAGCCAUCCACCGGCCCCAAGGGCCGGCCUGGUAGACACCAGGCAACUCGGGAAGCCCGAGGUUUUCAAAGGGUCCACGGAGGAAAGCUUCAGUGACUGGUCGUUCAUCUUUGAGUCUUACCUUAGCUGCAUCGACUCGAGGUACAUUGACCUGCUGGAGCAAGCAAAGUUUUCCAAGAAGAGCUUCCCAAACAGGGCUCUUUCGGAUGUGGACCGGGACCUUUCUUGCCAACUCUAUUAUAUCUUGGUGAUGCUCCUGCGCGGUAGGCCGCUUGACAUCACUUACAACACAGGCCUCGGAGAAGGUCUUGAAUCCUACCGGCGCAUCUUUGAGGAGUUCCACCCGAGGGUUGCGUCACGCUAUGUGGGCACUCUCACAACGUUGCUUUCAAGCAAGUUUGGUGAUGAUGUUGAGGGGGACUUAGCGGCCUUCGAAAAGAGCGUCCGGAGGUAUGAACAGGAGAGCGGCAAAACACUAGAUGAGGAGAUGCUUUUGGGCAUUGUGGUGAAUGGGCUAAAGGACAGCAGCCUGCAAAGCCACAUCAUCCGGAACUCAAGCCGGCUCAAAUCCUUUACGGAUGUGAAGGCGGAACUUUUGGAGAUUUCGAGGACCAACCGCGUCCUGCAGAAUCUCCCGCAGCCAAUGGACCUUGGAGCUGCACCGUGGAAAAAGGGCAAAGAGAAGGGCAAGGGCAAAGACAAAGGCAAAGGCAAAGGCGACAAAGGGGGUAAAGGCCAAGGCUCAGACAAGCAAAAGCCCCAAGGCGCAAACCCCAACAAGGAGCCGGACCUUUGCUUUGGUGUGGUGGCGGCAACGCCCAGCACCGAGGCCAGUGAGACCGAGCCCUUGGCUAGCGACCAGAGGCUUAGGAGCCAGCUCGAAACCAGUGCUGGGACCUUUUCGGUAGAGUACGCUGAGUCUGAAAAGGUUAGGUUUUCGGUGCUUUCUGCUGGCCAAGCGGCCACGAAAGGCACCUGGACGGUGAUUGGCCCCGGUGUGCAGUGUAUGGUUCUAGAUAAGCAUGCGUGUAAGCUUAGGAAAGCCCUAGGAGAGACCAAAGACACGAUGCAACUCAGAAAGAAGAGAGGGGUAUUUUGGCUCCCAGUGAACGUGGUGAAAGAAAGUGAAAGGGUUGAAGACCCAGACGUGUUAGCAGCUACGAGGGCUGCUAAGAAGACGGUGCCAGCAAAGGCGCUGGCAGGUGAAGGCGAGGAGCCUGGUGAAGCGGGUGACUCCGCUCAGCCGGGCCAAAGCUCAAGUGCGGGCGGCCCCGCCGAUGCGGGGAGUUCCGCUGCGAACCCUGGUGCGGGUAACUCCGCCGGUGCAGGGAGUUCUACUGACGGCCCUGGCGCGGGUGGCCCCGCCCAGAGGCUUCCGGAGAUUGGCGACGUGCCAAUGGAAGUGUCUGAGGCCACGCGGCGGCCGAAGACAAAGAAGAUCCCGGACACGGUUAGCAAAGCCGAGUUUGACGAGCAUAUGCUUACGCAUCUGCCCAUGCGAAGCUGGUGCGAUCACUGCAUGCACGGCAAGGUGCGUGAGGACGCGCACUCAGCUCGAGAGCCCAGCGGUCGCGCGUCGGAGGUGGCGCGCAUCUCCCUGGACUACUGUUUUCUGGGACGGGCCUUGAAGGGCCCAGUGAACUCCGUGGAGGAGGUCAAGGUGCCUCAGGAUGAGAAGGAUGGUCUCCUUCCCAUUCUGGUGAUCGUGGACGAAAAGUCCGGUUGUGUUUUCUCUGGUGUGGUGGCUAAGGGCGUUAACCCGUAUGCCACUGGAUUGGUGACUGAAGCGCUCAAGUUCUGCGGGCGCCAAAAGGUCAUCAUGAUGAGCGAUGCUGAGCAUAGCAUCCGGGCACUUGCUGAAAGUGCCGCCAAGUCCUGGACUGGCAGCGUGCAGCACCAGACUGCACCGAAAGGUUCUCACGCAUCUAACGGCGCGGCCGAGCGAGCCAUUUUGGAGCUGGCGCGUCAGGUGCGAACUCUUGCGAGCGCGCUGGAGAAUCGCUACAAGAAGCCCCUGGAGACUGAGGGGGUUGUCUUUCCGUGGUUGGUGCGGCACGCAGGGUGGCUCAUCUCCCGUUUCUUGGUGAAGCAGGACGGGAGAACACCUUACGAAAGGCUUCGAGGCCGGGACUUCCGCGGUGAAGUUGCUGAGUGCUGCGAGGUCGUGCACUACAAGCUUGACAAAGAGAAGACUGGCAAGCUGGACAAGCAAACGUCAGUUGGAGUUUGGCUAGGCAAGUCUCUUGCCUCCGACGAGCACUUCCUGGGCACUGCUCAGGGGAUCCGUCGGUGCAGAAGCAUCUGGCGAAGGCCAGAAGAGAAGAGGUGGGAGCUGAAACACCUCGAGGGGAUGGUUGGGCUUCCCUGGCAACCGCGCGGAGAGCCAACCACCGUGCCUUCAGACAACAAGGCCCCAGCGACUCCAGGUCGCAGGCAGCCCUCGGUGUAUAUCACCUUGGAGCGUCAGAUCAAGCACGGCAAGACACCCGGAUGUCCUGGCUGUGAGUGUGACGAUGACAACCCAAAGCGGCACAACGACGAGUGCCGUAAGAGGUUCGAGAAGUUGUACCCGAGGCAACCGGUGCCAGGAACGCCUGGUACACCAGUCCCUGGGACGCCUGCGGGACCCAUGGAGACUGAAGGAGGUCAGGCCGAGAUGCCCAGGGCACCGGCCAAGACUUGGAGUCGGGAAGCACCGAGCCGAGGGACCUCUGAGGCUAAGUCAGGCCAGAAGCGAGAGGUUGAGGAUGCGGGUGUCCCCGCUCCUUCAAGUGACAGCGGGCAGCGCCGCGUUACUGGAAAGAGCUCACAAGGAGCGAAGAAGCAGAAGACGCCAGAAGCAAGAGGUGAAAAGCGUCCUCUUGAGGACCAGGAGUUGAUGGGGGGACUGCCCACGCUCCACGAGAAAGGCGAGUGGGAGCCUUUGUUUGCUUACCCUCUGGACGGCAGAGUGGAGGAGCUUGGUGCCUACGACGAGCGAACAGGCCAGCCCCUUCCCGUUGACAAGGUCAAGACUGCAAGAGGGCGCGAGCUGGACAAGAUGGAGGAACACUCUGUCAAGAAGGACAUCUCUUGGGAGGAGGCGCGACGGCAGGGACUAAAGAUAGUCCGAAGCCGGUGGGUGGAUGGUUGGAAACCAUUGCCCAAUGAUCCGAAUGGGGUGCGCAGCCGCUGCGUAGCCCAAGAGAUCAACGACCACGAGCGCGACGACGUUUUCAGUGGAACACCGCCGUUGCGGACGCACCGCAUGGUACUUUCAGCUGCAGCCACUGCAAAGACUGGCAGGACCAACCGGCGCAAGCUUAUUGCCCGGUAUGAUGUUUCUGUUGCCUUCUUUCAUGCGGUGGCCACGGGCAAAAUUGCGGUCGUCCCUCCGAAAGAUCUCGAUCAAUCGAAGCUCUGGUACUUGCUCAAAGCCAUGAAUGGCACACGUGAGGCUUCGCGACAGUGGUCAAAGCGCGUGUGUGAGGUCAUGACGGAGGCAGGUUUCUGGGAGGGCGAAAGCGACGAUCUGGAUCGACUGGAUGCGCUGAUGAUGCAAUCCUUUGAGAGCAAGAUAUUGCCACGGAUUGGCCCUGAGGAGUUCGGAGGCCAGACCACGCAUGGCGAUCAUCUGCACCGCAUCAUUCGAUGGAGCGAGCGCGGGUUCACUUGGGAAGCUGAUCCUAAGUACUCGCGGCAGAUCGUUGAGGAGCUCGGGCUUACGGACGCUAAGAGCGCAGACGCCCCAUGUUCUACGGAAUGUGGGAAAGGCCGCAGGGAUCUCGAAGAUCCUUUGGACACUGAGGCUGCAGCGAAGUUCCGGAGACUCGCUGGUACUGCGCUUUACCUGUCCCAGGAUCGCCCGACGAUCCAGUAUGCCUUGUCGGAGAUCACCUCUGGCAUGGCAAAGCCUACGGUUGAACACGAGCUCAAGCUCAAGCACCUAGGCCGUUACCUUCUGAAGUACCCGAAGGAAGUUUGGCACUACGAGUACCAGGAGCAGCCUGAGGAAGCUGUGGUGCUUACGGACUCGGACUGGGGAGCGUGCAAGCGCACGCGCAAGUCUAUGUCCAGCUACACUGAGAGAUUUGGGAAGCAUCUCAUCGAUGCUUCGUGUGCCAAGCAAUCAGUGAUAGCGCUCAGCUCUGGAGAGGCUGAGUUUUACGCGUUGGUGCGAGGAGCUGCCGCCGGACUGCUGACAGCGCAGAUCUGGGAACGGAUUGGGUUUAAGGGUUUGAAGCUUACCCUGAGAACCGAUUCGAGCGCAGCGAAGGGAAUCGCGACACGCAAGGGCUCGGGCAAGGUGAAGCACUUGUCCAUGAAGGAGCUUUGGAUACAGGACUGUGUUCAGAGAAAGCAGCUUACGGUGCAGAAGGAACCUACGAAGAGUAAUUGGGCUGGGCCGACUUGGGCACGAAAGCUCUUUCAGGCUCAAGAGGGCUUGGUCAUGGCGUGCCUGUUCGCGUCCUUUGGCGUGGCUACGGGGCAGCCGAAGGAGCGCCAGCUCGAGACUGAAGACGUUUCCUUCUUCAUCUACAUGCUGAUCAUCCAUAUCUUGGCGAUCCAGACCAUUUGGCGAUGGAUCAAGUUUGCGUUUGUGUGGUGGACCACGCCACGUGUUUCAACGAAGCCGGCCCCUACAGCUGGAGGCCGCGUGGACCGACGAGGUCUAGAGGCGAAUGCGGGUAGCCCCGUCUACGUCACCCGUAAGGGCAAGAAGUUUCAUAGGAGACACUGUAGACACCUGGGCCAAAACCCGUACACGUUGCAGAGGGCUGAGGCUACGCAAAGAGGCUUUGGUCCUUGUACAGACUGCAACCCGUGA
This is a messenger RNA of Symbiodinium sp. CCMP2592, 5508 nucleotides long. Lineage: Eukaryota; Dinophyceae; Suessiales; Symbiodiniaceae. The record is from the annotation of a GenBank genome assembly.